Procambarus clarkii (red swamp crayfish) is the source of this 4129-nucleotide messenger RNA. RefSeq names its product Telo2 interacting protein 1 (gene Tti1). Gene Ontology annotation, cellular component: cytoplasm. The record is from RefSeq and is a predicted model, not a curated record. Lineage: Eukaryota; Metazoa; Arthropoda; Malacostraca; Decapoda; Cambaridae. Gene Ontology annotation, biological process: chromatin remodeling.
CCUUGGCUUCCUCCUCUUUUACAUUACUUAUAAAACUUGAUUAAUUAGAAUAAUAUAUAAUUUGGUGUUUUACUGCUUAAAUAAGUAAGAACAGUAUCACCUUCAUUUUAAAUGUGAUUUUUAUUUGCUCACUUUGUGUGUUUGGGAUUGAAAGCUAAGUUAUACUGUACCGUAUUUUAACCCUUUAACCCCUGCACUGUGAGCAUGUUAAAUGUGACAAAGUUGAGGUGCACACGGAAAAAUCUACAUUUUUUGUUGUUGUAUAAUUUUGUUAAAAUGCAUUCCCUGAUCAUGGGGAACCUUAAAAAAAAAAAUAUUCAGCCUUGGCUGUGAUGGAGAGGUGAAAUAUGAUGAUGACAUCACUGAUUCACAAUCACUGAUGAAUGAGACGCCCUGUGGAGGUCUCUUGAAUUGCAGCGAAUAUAUUUAUACUGAUUUAUUUUAGUAUCACUGAUUUGUUUUUUCACUAGUUUUUGCAGUUAUAGUAUUCACCUAGUUGUGCUUGUGGGGGUUGAGCUCAGGCUCUUUCGACCCGCCUCUCAACUGCCAAUCAGUUUUUUUUUCUCACAAGCACACCCCCAGGAAGCAGCCCGCAACAGCUGUCUAACUCCUAGGUAACUAUUUACUGCUAGGUGAAGGUGAACAGAGGCAUCAAGGUGAAAGAAACUCUGCCCAUUUGUUUCCACCAUCGGUGGGAUCGAUCCCUGGACCCUAGGGUUACUAGUCCCGAGCGCUGUCCACUCAGCCACCAGGCCCCCUACAAUAUGCAUAGUAUGCAAUUGUGUGUAGUGUAAUUUGAGAAAUUUGUAUAAUAAAACAUGCAAAGCAUCGAUAUAGAGAAAUAAAUUUGUGUCACUAAUAUGCACACAAUAUUAUAUUCUUUGGGUUAAAAAAAACACUGAUUUUACUAUUAUUAACACUGUAUACACAUGUUAUAUAUAACUACAGUUGUACAUGUUUAUGCAUUGUUACAAACCACUCAGCAUUUCUGAUUGUGAUAAAACUGUAACCAUUAAUCCAAGGUUGAGCUUGGCCCCAGGUCGGGCUCGGGGAGUUGAAGAUCUGAAACCCUCUCCAGGUUUGCUCCAGGAUUCAAGCCAUGGAAACUCUGUUAGUUUUGGGCCAAAAGAAAUUAUUUGAUAUACUUUCCAACCAGCAACAGGAUAUCUUGAGUAGCACAUUUGCCAAUUUCUUGCCUGGUAUUGUCACAGCUUUAACUAAAGUUGCCACUGGUGAUGAAAAGCAGGGCCACAAGGUUACAGCAGUUGCUGUUGAUGCCUGGAGCUACUUUGUUGUGUUGGUGAUGAGAGAUAACUUCUUAGAGAAGCAUGUGGAUGGGUUGGGGGAGGGGGAAACUGUGGCCCAGCUUCAGAAGCAGCUGUUUGGUGAAAAAGGUCAUGAGACUGGAAAGGAAAAGCAACUAACAUCAACUGAAAGCAACAAAUUUGCACUCCCUGAACCAGGGGAAGAGAUACUGACCUCAGCUGAACAAAUAUUGACCAUAGACAUUACUAGGGAAUGGGUAUGCAGUACUGCAGACAAGUUGAUACUCUUGGUGCAGUCACUGACAAGACUGGUAACCUACUCACAUUGGAGGGUACGGCUUAGUCUCGUACACUGGGCACAACAGCUAAUUUGCAAGUGUUGCAGGUCACUAACAGGAGCUGUAAUUUUGGGUGUUGAAGUAAUUGUUGGGCUGCGCAGUGAUGAUAUUGUAGAUGUUGGGACCGCAGCACAGGAGGCGCUGCUGGCAGUUACUCAAGCCCUUGAAGUAAAGGGCAAAUACACAUCCUCAAAACAAGGCUUACUAGAAUUACUGGAAGAGCGUGUAUAUGCUCUGUCAACACAACUACCGACAGUUUGUAGGCAACAAGAUGGCACUAAAACUUUGACAAGUGUGCGUCAACUUUUGGGCUGCUUAGAAGUUUUAGGCGAGAGAAUAACACGGCUAAUGUCGUGGCCAAAUCAUUCUCACCGCCUACUGCAAUCUCUCUCCAUCGCACUUACCCUGGAUACCAUGGACUCAGACCUACUGUUGGAAAGGACCGAUGCUCAUGAUCCUUUUGAAUUGUUAACCAUUAAGCCUUCAUUGGGGAAGUCUUUCAAGUAUUUCCAAGAUGUUAGAAUCUUUGAGGUUAUAGGAACUGUUUGUCAGCUGAUUGGAUGCCACAGUAACCUGACUGUAGUGGUGGAUCUGUGUUUAGACUUCCUGCAACACUCAACCUUUCUUCAAAAGGAAACACUUCUUAUGCUUUCCCUCAUUAUCCAAGGGAGAGAUGAAAGAAAGUUGAAAGGGAAAGAGAGGAGCAGCACUCCACAUGAGGAGAGUGAACAGGUCGUGCACAAUGUGUUGGACGUGAUUAUGUGUAAAGAAAUCUUCAGUGCCCCACUCUGUGUUCUCACUCAGCAUGAUGCACAUCCUAACACCACAGAAGAUUUAGGUGCCUCUUUAGUUCCAGUGAACAAGCAGAACAAUAUUUCUAUUGAUUUUGUUAAAAGUAAUGUGGUGCUUGUUGCCAAUGCUUUGAAUUUAUUGAGUUCUUGUGCUCAAAUGAUGGGCACUAAUUUUGAUAUAUUCCUAAGCAAAGUUCUGUGUUCUGUAAUGGAGAAAGCUGGGGAAGCUAAUGUGUUGGUCGGUCACACUGCCAUCAAUACCUUGCAAGAAAUGGCACAAUCCUGCGGAUAUGAAAAUGUUGCUAAAUUCAUUGAAAAUAGUGUCCCUCAGUUUUGGUACCCACUCUCUAUGAGACUCAAGAAAUUGCCUCAAUAUCCUACAGCACCUCUGGUUCUUCAAGUCUCUCUUGAAUAUGCUAAUAUUGAUGUUAUAUCUUUCACGGAAGAAUUAGUAGAGGAUGUGCUAGCAUGCCUUGACACUUAUCAUAAUGAACAAGCUUUACCUCUGGUGCGAGUUUUGCAUGUGUACGUUACUGCUGUUGUUAAACAUGAGUCUAAAGCUGAAGUGAUUUCAAAGGAUUUUGAAACUAGUAAUGUUAAUAUAUGUCUAAAUAACACUGUUAAUAUUGGACAAUCUGAAACAAAACAGAAAGAGGCUUUUCAACAUUCUACAGCAUAUGUUAAACGUGGACCUAUUGCCCUUUUUUUAGAGAACUACCACAAAGAUCAAAUGACUGUUAAAAAAGGCAUUAAAGAAAGUGAUUAUAUCAUGGAAACAGAGCAUGUACAGGGCAGUUGUGGCGAGAAUUUUCAGAAGCAUAACAGUCAGCAGGAUGAGGAUGAUGAAGUAAGUGAGGACAGCCCAGAUCAAAGUGAAGAGAAGAGAGAAAUACCAAGAUAUAUUGAGCUUGUUGUGGAUAUUCUGGAAAGAUGUUCUCAUUUGUUAUAUUUCCAGGAUAGGAAAAUUAAAAUUUUAGUGAUGAAAGUAAUUAAGGCAGGCUGUUCAGCUUUAUCUCAGUGGGAAGAUCAGAGACUGCCAGUUUUACAUAAGUUAUGGAAACCAUUAGUUUUAAGGCUGAAGGACCCUGAUUUUGUAGUGAUGGUGGGCGCUCUUGAAGUGCUAUCAACAAUGGUUAUCACCAGUGGGGAUUUCCUUCGACAGCGUACUUUGAAAGAAGUAUUUCCAUCACUAUUGUCCUUUCUCCAAAGUCAGAGUCGUACAAGCUUAGAGAAGACCAAGAGGAGUGGCUACUAUAUGACAGCUGCUUAUCGUGCCCAGAAGGUGUUAUUAAGGACACUACCAAAUUUUGUAAGAAUAUUAACAUUAGAUGUUACUGAAAUGGCAAAAUUUGUGAAUGUUUUAAUGCUAUACUUGGACAAUCGGCAGCCCAUUGAACUCUGCAAUGCUGGGAUUGUAUUGGUGAAACAAUUGGCACAGAGUCAUCCACAUCAUGUGUGGUUAGCUUUAGCCCAUCAACAGUCACCUGUAAGAAUUCUUCCACCAACACCAAAUUUAUCAUCAGUCAAGAUAAAUGGCGCUGGCCGCAAAGAACUACCACAAGAAGUUAUUGAAUUAUACAACCAGCUGUCUUAGGAUCACUGGGUGAUGCUGUCAUUGAUUAAAAAAUGUAAUAUUCUUGUCUAAUAAUAAAGCAAACAAUAUGUAUGUGAAAACCUAUGGGUGUAACUGAAUCACAAGAGAAGUCAAACCAUAAACAAACUUUACACCAUCAAA